Exserohilum turcica Et28A is the source of this 661-nucleotide messenger RNA. RefSeq lists its product as uncharacterized. The coding region runs from base 80 to 661 and encodes 193 amino acids. The record is from RefSeq and is a predicted model, not a curated record. The transcript has 2 exons. NCBI's taxonomy places the organism in Eukaryota, Fungi, Ascomycota, Dothideomycetes, Pleosporales, Pleosporaceae.
CGCGAUACUAGCUACUUACCUACCUCCAGCAAGACUCUGACGAGAAAUACAGAAGAUAUAGUUUUAUCACAGCACGGCCAUGUUUUUCCCUCGUCUCCUCGCUGGCGCGGCUACUUGGUCCCUCUUCCUCUUCACCACUGUGCUCGCGCGCGGCCGCGCCAUCGUCACGAAUGAAUGCCCAGAACCCAUUUACCUGUGGUCUGUCGGCGGCAAAAUCAGUCCGCAGUACACGGUAGCCCCGUCUACGUCCUACAGCGAGACCUUCACGCACGACCCGGUGUCCGGCGGCAUUGCAAUCAAGAUCUCGCCCGUCGACGGCGGCAUCUUCAAGCCCAAUGUCAGCCAGACUAUCUUCGCGUACAACCUCGACGGCGAAAAGGUCUGGUACGACAUGAGUGAUAUUUUCGGUGAUGGCUUUGCGGGCCGCACCAUGACGCUCAAGCCGAGCGAACCCACGUGUCCGGAGAUUGUCUGGGGCGCCGGAAAGCAGCCGGCGGGGAGUACGGUGCGGUUGUGUGGUGCCGAUGGGAAUCUGGAGUUGACGUUUUGCACGGGCAAGUGCUUGCCGAGUUGGUAUCCUUGUGGAAACAAUGCGCCGGGAGAUCCGAGGGUUUGCUGCACGCAUUGCAUUGGAAGUCAUCAUUGUGUUGCGGCUCCUUGA